CUGUCAUGACCUUCCUGAGCUGGUCUUGUGCCCGGCCCCUCAGAGAUGGUGGGGUGGACGCUAAGCAUUCGUGGAAGCUUGCAGAGCCGCCAAGAGCCGGCGAGACCCGCUGUGGAGACUAGCGGCGUUACAGUUGUGACGCUAUCGCGUCGAUAACACUAUCCUAGCUCGCCUCGUCGCUAUCUCCAUACCUGAUAGUUGCAACCUUCGAAGCCAUAACUGCUCCUACCCGUCCACGACGGGGCCAGUUAACAUGGUCAAACCGCUCACAUUCAAAGGCGACAAGAAACCCAAAAAGCGGAAGCGCACCGACGCCGGGGAGGGCGCAGGACAAGAUGACAACCCGGAGCGGCAGCUCAAAGCGGCCAAAGCAGAUGCCGACCUCGUCGUCGACCCGGACAACGACGACAGUUGGGUCUCGGCCGACGUCGUGACCGACAUCGCGGGGCCCAUCAUGUUUGUCUUGCCAAGCGAACCGCCGUCUGCGUUGGCGUGCGAUGCCAAUGGCAAGGUCUUCGCGCUGCCCAUCGAAAACAUCGUCGACGGCAACCCAUCCACCGCCGAGCCCCACGAUGUGCGCCAGGUCUGGGUCGCGAACCGGAUCGUGGGCACCGAGCACUUCCGCUUCAAGGGCCACCACGGGAAGUACCUCUCCUGCGACAAGAUUGGCGUCCUAACCGCCACGUCCGACGCCAUCUCCCCGCUCGAGACCUUCAGCCUGAUCGCCACCGCCGACACGCCCGGCACCUUCCAGGUCCAGACGCUGCGCGAUACCUUCCUGACCAUACGCGCGUCCCGCUCCUCCAAAGCCAACGCGCCGCCCGAGGUGCGCGGGGACGAGACGGAGAUCACGUUCAACACGACGCUGCGCGUGCGCAUGCAGGCGCGCUUCAAGCCGCGGAUCAAGGCCUCGAAGGAGGAGAAGGCAAAGGAGAAGAUCAGCAGGCGCGAGCUGGAGGAGGCUGCCGGGCGGAAGCUAUCCGAGGAGGAAGUAAAGAUGCUCAAGAAGGCGAGGAGAGAGGGGGAUUAUCAUGAGAAGCUGUUGGAUCUCAAGGUCAAGAGUAAACAUGACAAGUUUGGGUGAGGUCAGAAUGGACCAGGUUUACGGGAUACUGUUAUGUUGGGUUAUGAUACAGGAAUGAAAUGUAAUAUGAUUCUCUGCUGUAAUCCAGCUAGCAUGUUCCCUAACUGAUAGUGUCAACAGUUCAAACGAAUCCUGAUCUUCUGAAUUGUAAUGGCAAUGUUCGUGGGCACAUCACACAAGCUUCUUGUGGCUGCUUCCGUGGCUCAGGG
This is a messenger RNA of Chaetomium strumarium, 1293 nucleotides long. Its product is annotated as FRG1-like family-domain-containing protein. The record is from RefSeq and is a predicted model, not a curated record. Gene Ontology annotation, cellular component: nucleolus; catalytic step 2 spliceosome; striated muscle dense body. Gene Ontology annotation, molecular function: actin filament binding. Lineage: Eukaryota; Fungi; Ascomycota; Sordariomycetes; Sordariales; Chaetomiaceae. The coding region runs from base 254 to 1084 and encodes 276 amino acids. The transcript has a single exon.